UACGUUAACACGACAGCUGUAUAAACCGGCAGGACAGUUGUAGUUUCUAUAUCUGAGCAUUAAAUAUAUAUUCCAGACGGAAAUUACUUCUGAUACAAACUGAACAACCAAACACCGCUGAUUCAAAACCAGAGUUUACAAUGGCUACUGAAAUUUUUAACAAAGACACAACCAUUCAACUUAGGAAGAAGCACAUUGGGCCUUCCUGCAAGGUGUUUUUCGGCAAGGAUCCCAUUAAGAUAAUCCGUGCCAAAGGCCAGUACAUGUUUAAUGAGAAAGGUGAAAGGUACCUGGACUGUAUCAACAAUGUUGCUCAUGUGGGACACAGCCAUCCAUAUGUAGUGAAUGCUGCAGUCAAACAAAUGGAGAUGCUGAACACCAACUCUCGCUUCCUGCACGACAACCUUGUCCAAUACGCCCAGCGCCUUACAGCCACUCUGCCAGAGCAGCUCUCUGUCUGCUACUUUGUGAAUUCAGGCUCUGAAGCUAAUGAUCUUGCCCUUCGACUGGCUCGACAGCACACUGGUAACGAGGACAUCAUAACACUCAACCAUGCAUACCAUGGUCAUGUGUCGUCACUGAUUGAUAUCAGCCCUUAUAAAUUCCUUCAGCUUGACAAAAGUGCAAAGAAGGAUUUUGUACACGUGGCCUCUGCUCCUGACAUAUAUAGAGGGCAGUUCAGGGAGGACCACCCAGACCCUGCUACUGCUUAUGCAGAUGAAGUAAAGGACAUUAUGCAGGAAGCCCACAAAAAUGGUCGAAAGAUUGCUGCCUUUAUUGCUGAGUCCUUGCAGAGUUGCGGAGGUCAAAUAAUUCCACCAGCAGGCUACUUCCAGAAAGUGGCACAGCACGUGCGUAAAGCAGGAGGAGUGUUUAUAGCAGAUGAAGUACAGGUUGGCUUUGGCCGGGUCGGGAAACACUUCUGGGCCUUUCAGCUUCAAGGGGAAGACUUUACACCAGACAUUGUCACCAUGGGGAAACCCAUCGGCAAUGGUCACCCAUUGUCCUGCGUGGUCACCACCAAGGAAAUUGCUGAAUCCUUCAUGUCGUCCGGGAUGGAGUACUUCAACACAUUUGGAGGGAACCCAGUGUCCUGUGCAAUUGGGAAUGCCGUUCUGGAUGUCAUUGAAAAACAGGACCUCCAGGGUAACGCAGACAAAGUGGGGAAUUACUUAAUCAAGCUGCUGAACGAGCAGAAAGAAAAGCACCCUCUUAUUGGAGACAUCAGGGGUGUUGGCUUGUUUGUUGGUGUGGAUAUGGUGACGGACCGAGUGAAAAGGACUCCUGCCACAGCAGAAGCACAGCACGUCAUUUACAAGCUUAAAGAACAGAAUAUCCUCCUGAGUGCAGACGGUCCUCACAGGAACAUCUUGAAGUUCAAACCGCCUAUGUGCUUCUCUGAAGAAGACGCCAAGUUUGCAGUGGAUAACAUAGAUGAGAUUCUAACAGCUAUUGAAAGUGCAACCAUGGUGAAAACAGAGAACAUGGAUUCAAAUGCUGCUGAAAAUGGAGCUUGCAAGCGAAAGAUGGCUUCUUAUGAUAAUGAACACAGCAGUGGAGAAAAUGGAUACCAUGAACACGCACAUGGAAAUGGAGCUGCAUGCGGACAGCAGAUUGUAUAUUCCCAUGACAGCCACAAAGUGUCUUGCAAAAGAAUUAGAACGUAAUAUAUAUAUAAUCUAAGAACUUUUAAAAUAUUGUUGUCCAUGAGAGUAUAUAGGCAUGUAUGAAGUUAAGAAUGCCAACUUUUUACAUGAUGUAAGGUGCAUUUAAUUUCAGAGCAAUGUGUAUAACAUUAAUUACAUUUUAUUUCCAUGUGUUAAUGGUGUUACAAUAUGCAAUUUGACAUUUUGUUGCAUAUAAUUGGAAAUUAGUACUUCAUUUUUUAUGUAUUUUACAUAAGUUUUUAGUUUGACCUGCUGUAUAACCUCCAUAAUCUUUUUACAUAGUAUGUCCAGUAAGAUCACAAAAAAUGUAUGGCACAAAAAAAUUGUUAUUUAAUGGUUUUGAAUAAAGAUGUUUAAAUUUUUGUCCA
Polyodon spathula (Mississippi paddlefish) is the source of this 2035-nucleotide messenger RNA. RefSeq names its product ethanolamine-phosphate phospho-lyase-like. NCBI's taxonomy places the organism in Eukaryota, Metazoa, Chordata, Actinopteri, Acipenseriformes, Polyodontidae. Gene Ontology annotation, cellular component: mitochondrion. Bases 141 to 1667 code for a protein of 508 amino acids. The transcript has 13 exons. The record is from RefSeq and is a predicted model, not a curated record. Gene Ontology annotation, molecular function: transaminase activity; ethanolamine-phosphate phospho-lyase activity; pyridoxal phosphate binding.